CAGGUUUAUUUUACCAGGGGCAAUGUCUAAGGCAACACUCAAGAAAAAGGAGACCUCCAGUAAAGUCUCUUUAUCCGAACGACCGACUGAAGCAUCGUCCGUAGGAGCAACUUCCUAUGAGAGCCUUGGAGGUGUUUGGAGAUGCAGGUUUCCCAUUUGGCCCGAGUGGAAUGACUCAGAAGUCAACCUGGAGAAAUGGGACUCAAGUAAAGGAGCUGAUGGAAACUCGAACAAGAGUCCCAAUGCUCAUUUUUUUGAAGAUCCUGAGGGAAAAAUAUCCCUGCCUCCAUCUGUGAAAGUGCACUCCUGGAAACGUCCUACAGAGUUUAUUGUCAAGGGUAUCACAGUUGUUGAGAAUCCAAUGACCUUUGAACUGAUCUCCCCAAAUGAUCAUCUGAUUUGCAGUGAGCUGAUGAGGUGGAUCAUCAGUGAGAUAUAUAUAGUUUGGACGCUGCAUAACAAUUCAGAUACAAAACAAGAUAUUUGGAGACCUUGGGAUCCCAUCUACUCGCUGUGUAAGGUGGGCAGAGGUCAUGUGCCACUCUACAACAACUAUGGAAAAUACCUGGUCAGACUCUACUGGAUGGGUUGUUGGAGGAAGAUAACAGUAGAUGAUUCAAUGCCAUUUGAUGAAGAAAACAACUUGCUUCUCCCAGCCUCCACCUGUCAGUCAGAGCUGUGGCCAAUGUUGUUGGCUAAGGCUCUCAUUAAGGUGGCCAACACAAAUGUAACGUCAGAGGCCAGCAGGGAGAUGGGUGAGUUCAGCUUUAUCCAAACCCUCACUGGCUGGAUCCCAGAAAUCCGUCCUUUAAGGUCCGUAAACCUGGGAAAAACCUGGGAUUUCUUACAAGAAACCCUUCCGAUAUUUACAUUACCGGAUGAGAGUUUGCCGGGGACGAAGCUUCAGACUGCAGAUUCAGCUGCAGGGAAAGAUUCUAGCUUUAAUGACAGCAAGAAUGAUCCCGCAGAGCAGGAGAAAAGUACCCCUGAGGUAGUGGUGUGUGCCAGCUACUACCCUUUACAGCCACAUCAUAAUUCCUUUGGGUUUGGACAAAUGGCUAAUUCCUCAGAGUGCCUUCGUCAGUACGGUCUCUCCUCGCUGUGCAGCCACAUCGUCUUGUUGACCAGAACCCGGGCUUGCCAGCUUGAGGCACCACCCAAACCUCCACCUGUACCACAAUGGAAACUCAUCCGUCCGCCGAAGGAGAUCAAUGUCACGGAUGAACCACGGAAGCUUUCUUUGUCCAAACCAGAGCAGUUCAUUGAGGUGGCCAGCCCUUUUCUCUCCUACAGUGUCAAGAGCAGCGCUGGCCCGAUCCUGGAGCUAGAGGCCAGGAGGAGCGCUCAGGGGAAACAAUCCCAUGGAUCCCCUCUGGUCUCCAUCGCUGAGAGAGAGGAGACUGAUUGCAGAGGAGGCCUUGAGCCUGACGCAGCUGAACGCACCACAAUCAAACCAAACAGCACAACAGGCAAAAUAGAGGUUACUGCAGAGGACAGGCAGAAGGACAACGAUGACAUAUCCAAUGAUCGACCCAAAACUGCAUUGGAGGAUCGUUUAACUGCGGACCCCACGACUCCCGUCAAUCCCAUCCUGCAGGAGACCUGGGUGGACCUGGAUGACUUUGCCAAAUGCUUUCAGACCCUCUUGGUUUUCCAUACACCACAAUGCUUCCCACAUCGGAUCCACAAAUCUAAUUUUAAGAGCACCGUCCUGCCCAAAACUGCAACAGGCACCAACUGUACUGGGUCAGCUACUAACAUCACUGGAUCCAUUCCUUUGAUAUCUGCUGUAGCAAGCCCUGAAAGUCCAGAGGUAAAAGGCACACACUACCUGUGUGUGGACAGCGUGCAGCAUCCCCAGAUCCACAUCAGCUUCUCUGCUCUGCUUCUCUGGGCGGAUACAGCCGAGGAGAAAAAAGAAGCAUCAGUAUGUAGGUCUGCAGUUCUCACCGCCCAGACCUACUCCUGGAAAAGCCUGCAGUCUGAGCUGCCAUUUCUCACUAUCAAGACCACCACCUCAAAAGCAGCCGUGCUUAACUUACCCCCGGGGCGCCAUGUGUUGUCCUUCCAGACAAAGGCAGCACUGGGUUACCACGUUCACCUGUACAGCAAGACACCUUUCAUCUUUGGGGAUGAAGAAACCAUCAUGUCAAACCUCACCAAGGAAAGUGCUCGUUUCAUAGAGCAGGCCUCCUCCAUCUUUAAGGCCCUCUCCAGAGUGGUGUCUUCCUUUAGCGAUGAGCAGGAUCAGCCAGCAGCCAGAAGAAACCUGGAAGAGACUCACUGUCCGCAGAACAUCAACACCAGCCUGGCGAAAGGGGAACACCAAGAGGUGUUUAACUUUGCAGUGUACAGCAUGCUGUGUGAGGCUCUGGGCAGGAAGCUGACAUCAGAAGAGCGCUUUGCUGUACUAGCUCUCACAGCUGACCCUUCACCUUUGGCAAUGGACCCCAAAGAACACUCUGAUACAUGUAAGUGCCAUUUGUUUGUUUCUGUGUAUUGUACAUCUGCAUACGUAAGUAUAUACUCAAAACUACAUUACACUGCUUUAAGUCAAUUUAAUUAGAUAUAAUUACUAUGGUUUCUACAUUAUUUCCUUCAUUUGACCACAUUCAACAAAAAGGCAGUCACAAUUAUUCAGGUUGGGUUUAAAGGACAUUUGGUUCGAGAAAUAAUAAACACCUCAGAACCAGGCAGGAAGGAGAACCUCAGUGCAUCUAAGAUCCUUUCAGACAUCUGGCCGAAGGUUGAAUCAGAUGCAGAAAAGCAUGCUGCCCUCUUGCUACGGUAUAUCAUUGACCGCUCUGAGAGUAAAGCAGAGCUCUACCCCUGUCAGCAGGAUGAAUGGACCAGAGUCUCCUUCGCUGAUUACUCUGUCCCUCUCCAAGACACAGCCAAUUCCUGGGUCUUGGUCUUUAGAGAGGUCUUCCUGGUUUCUAAAAAGAUGCUGCUGGUACCAAAGAUCUACUCCCCAAUCCCCAACUGUCUGCUGCACAUCAUAAAUAAUGACACAGGAGAGGAACUGGACACGCUCUUCAGCAAUGUAGCAGAACAUGUCUAUCAACCCAACAAGCUUGGUUAUACCUUUGUAGCAGAGGCUGUCACGCCUGAAUGCCCCCCUGUUGGUGCAAAGUGGAGGAUGCGCUUGAUUGGCUCAAGGGAACUCCUGCCAAAACUGUCUCAUGAGAAUCCACUCAACACAUUCUCGGUGAAGGAAUUGAGGGAUUAUUACAUUCCCAAUGAGAAGAACCUCAUAUGUCGUUACUUUGUGGAGGUGACAGCAGACGUUGUAGGGACUGUUCAGUUUCAGACUUCCAAGCCAGAUGUAUUGAUCCGACUGUCCAUCCUGGACCAGGAGAAUGAGAUGGCUAGCAACACUGGGAAGGGUCAUGUGUUAAUCCCUGUGUUCUGCUUCCUGGCUAACAAAGACACCCUCCAGCAGAGAGAUGAGGAGGACAAAACAGCUGGGAAUUCAGACUCCUCGUCUGACCAGCCUCCCACAGAGACUAUGAGUCAUAAGUAUGUGGUGCAGGCAGAGGUGCUUCAUAGCUGGGAUUUGGACGAAUCUCAGCUGGCUUUUGUCCAUAAACUCAGAGACUUGGAGAAUAAUGAAAUGAGAGAAUACCAGCCUGAGGACCUGAACCAAUCAUCCACCAACACAUCUGAAACACCCAAAGCCCAGCGCAAAGGAAAAGGUGACAAGGAGAAGGAGAAGGAAAAGGAAAAGGAAAAGGAAAAGGAAAAGGAGAAGGAGAAGGAGAAGGAGAAGGAGAAGGAGAAGGAGAAGGAGAAGGAGAAGGAGAAGGGGAAGGGGAAGGAGAAGGGGAAGGAGAAGGAGAAGCCAGCGACCAGCCCCAAAUCUGUCUCCAGACAAGAAACGAGCCUUGACCUGACUAAGGCCAACUGGACUCUGCGUGUGGUCAGUGAUACAGGCCAAUCGGAGAGCAUCAAGAUGACCAAGGACACAGAGAGGAGGGACUGGAUCAAAGCCACUAAAAAAGCCUGGGAGAUGGCUGAGGCAGGCCGCUGUGCCAGGGCAUUACAGUCUCGUCUCAAGUUUUGUAACCAACUCCAACAGCAAGCAGGUGAUGAAACUUCUACAGAUGACACAGAAAACGGAGAGCCAGCUGUGCACGAAUUUGGUCCUGACAUCUCUCUGAAUCCAUCUAAUAAAAAGCUGACCAACGCCUCAUGCUCCUGUCCGUCCACGGACUACACUCCUUUCAUCAGACGCCAAACGGAUUUUCCUGUUCUGAAGGACUCCCAAAUGGAGGAGAUCCAGCAGAGGGAGCGCUUAGAAAAGAUCCAGACUUACCGGUUGAUCCGAGACAAUGUGCUGGAGCACCAGAAACAGCAACAGCUCAACCGGAAGCAGCUGAGGACACACCACCCGGAGAUAUAUGAGAACGUGCAGCACUGUAAGAUAUUCCUCGAUGCUUGCGAGGCAUUAAGUAACCGUCAGAUGGCAAACAUUAAAAUGAAACAAGCAGCGAAACAAGCUCUGGAGGAGCCUGCCCCGCAGGCAGCUUUAGAAAAAACAACCCCCGACUCUGCUGCCACCCAGCAGCCCAACAAACUUGCCAAGAGUGCUGGCAAAAAGAAAUGAUGGUCAUUGGCAUCACUCUCAGCUCUCCUCAACAGACACUUCUCAACAAUACUGAAGAAUCCAAUCACAACAUCGUAGCCUGCGCCUGAUGAUAUAAUACCUCACUCAAAGAUUGUUCAAGCACCUGAUUCAGAGCUGCAAUUAACUCAUGCUUAUGACUUUAGACUCUUUUGAAAUAUGAAACUAAGAACUUUGAGAACAUUUAUUCUGUAUGACAGCUA
Molecule: messenger RNA, 4827 nt
Organism: Trematomus bernacchii (emerald rockcod)
Lineage: Eukaryota; Metazoa; Chordata; Actinopteri; Perciformes; Nototheniidae
Gene: adgb
Product: androglobin
Exons: 34
Biological process (GO): proteolysis
Molecular function (GO): heme binding; calcium-dependent cysteine-type endopeptidase activity; oxygen binding
Source: RefSeq, a predicted model, not a curated record